AUGGCGCCCAUCUCCAUCUCCAAAGGAGCCGCCAAGUCGAAUACCGAAUAUACCAAUCAACUAGCCGACAAAGACCUCGAAACCAUCGGCCGUCACUGCCAGUUCGAAUUCUGCGGCCAACUCGACUUCCUCCCCUUCCGCUGCGGCUCCUGUGAGGGCACAUUUUGCCUAGAUCAUCGCAGUGAAACAGCACACAAAUGCCCCCGAGCAGGAGAAUGGGCACGACGGAGGGCAGGCACCGACAAAGUAGAGAGCAGCACACCGAUCGAGAAACCGAAUAUCUACAAUUCGGACCAAUGCGCGCACUUGUCGUGCAAGACGCUUAUUAAUACAUUGAAGGACCCUGGCGUGCAGUGUCCCAACUGUAAUAGGCAGUAUUGUUUGAAGCACAGGUUGAAGGAAGAGCAUGACUGUGCGAAGAUGACGCCGUUGGGUGCCCGGCCGGCUGGAGCUGGAGCCUCUGCGAACGAGACGUUACGGUCUAUGUUUUCGCGAGUGAGAACUUGGAGCAAGGAGAAAAGUCAGGCGGCUACGACAACGACAACGACAACAAAAUCGAGACCGAGUGGCCCUGCAGCGCUGAAUACAAUGAAACGCACCGCGAAGGGGGACGCUGGCGUCCCCACAGAGAGACGUUUAUAUCUACACGUUGUGGGGACCUGUGAUACGGAAAAGAACGAGCCACCUGCUGCCGAUCUCUAUUUCGACACUAGGUGGAAGGUUGGACGGGUACUGGACGACGCCGCAAAGCGGUUACAUGUCAAGAACGACAAUAAUCGCGUUGGUGAAGAGGGGCGGUUGCGCAUCUUCCACGUCGAAUCGGGAGAUUUCCUCGAAUUUUCGGAGACUGUCGGCGGAGGAAAGGUCAAACAGGGGCAUACCAUUGUCAUGUUGAGAGGAGCGGGUGUUAUGCUAGGAAAGUAG
Molecule: messenger RNA, 924 nt
Organism: Aspergillus ruber CBS 135680
Lineage: Eukaryota; Fungi; Ascomycota; Eurotiomycetes; Eurotiales; Aspergillaceae
Product: AN1-type zinc finger protein
Exons: 1
Coding region: 1-924 (307 amino acids)
Cellular component (GO): cytoplasm
Molecular function (GO): zinc ion binding
Source: RefSeq, a predicted model, not a curated record